This is a messenger RNA of Ambispora gerdemannii, 474 nucleotides long. The record is from the annotation of a GenBank genome assembly. NCBI's taxonomy places the organism in Eukaryota, Fungi, Glomeromycota, Glomeromycetes, Archaeosporales, Ambisporaceae.
AUGUCUAUUAACCAACUCAACAUUGGGCAUCUCAAGAAACUAAUAAAGGAAAGAGCCAAUAAUGCUAAUAAACUGAGGCUAUGGAAGGUUGAAGUUGCUGAUUCUCAAAAAAUACUUAAAAUGAAUACCGAAAUUGACAUUAAACGAGAACUCAGCGGUGAGGAGUUGAAACCAUCUACGAAGUUUAUAACGGUUUUUCUAGACGAAUAUAAACCUCCAGAUGAUACCAUUCAUGUCAUCGUACAACCGCCUGCCAUCACUGGUGAAAGACAGAAUAUUAUCACUAAAUUCGUGGAAAACAACCAUGUUAGUCUUUUGCGCACUCCUCCAUCGCCAGGCAAGACUACUCUCGGUCAGAUGCUCCGAGACUAUUUCAUUGAAUACAACCAUAUUGAUAUAUACAUUAGUCUUGCUGGUAUAAGUGGUAAAGAGCAAGUAGAUGAGAAACUCUUUGAAGAGUUCUGGAAGAACAAA